AGAUGAACUUGGCCCCAGACAAAAAUCUUUUUUUGAAAAAGAAGAGGGUAGAAGAAGUGCAGUGGCACAGCCUCUAACCCUCAGUGUAUGGCCGGUCUGCCUCCGAGACUAGACACAUUUCAGCCCACCCCCAGUUGACAUAAACGACGUUUUGAAAGUAAAUUAGUGUUUGCACUUUUAUAUAACGCACACUGGAACUCAAUUGUUUUUCUUGAUUAUUGCUUCAGUCAUCGAAAACAUCUGAUCGAAGGUUUCAAAACAUGGCGACUGACGAAAAAACACAGACAUCAUCAUGCGAACUCGAAAUGGGAUACCAAACAACUGUGAUGUACGGCCGGUACACUCGCAGUUUGGGUGAAUACGCUCGAGAGCAAGCUGCUGAACUACGCGAACUGCAAAAGAACAACAAGAGGGAGGAAAAGAUAAGAAAUAAAGAAUUGUGGUCUUAUCGGGGCAAAUGGACAUCGCGACUUUUCCGGGUCGUAUCCUACACAUGGCGCCACACUUUUGCCAAAAUCGGAGAGGACUGGAUAUUUUUGGCUCUUCUCGGUAGCAUCAUGGCUUUGCUGAGUUACAUCAUGGAUUACGGAGUCAAUCUGUGUAACACAGCUCGGAUGUGGAUGUAUUUUGAAUUGACAAACGAUCCGGCGGUGCGCUAUCUCUCCUGGAUUUGCUUGCCAGUCUUCCUUGUCUUAUUUUCUGCUGGAUUUGUUUACUUACUAGCCCCCCAAGCUAUCGGCUCUGGAAUUCCGGAGAUGAAAACAAUUUUGCGAGGUGUUGUUCUCAAAGAAUAUUUGACUUUCCGCACCGGAAUAGCUAAAAUUGUAGCUUUGACUGCUGUACUUGGUAGUGGAAUGCCACUGGGUAAAGAGGGCCCACUGGUACACAUCGCCAGUAUAGUGGCGACUCUCAUGUCAAAAUUAGUGACAUCCUUCAAAGGAAUCUACGAGAAUGAGUCAAGAAACAGUGAAAUGCUGGCAGCUGCUUGCGCUGUGGGUGUGUCCUGCAAUUUUGCAGCUCCAAUUGGAGGCGUAUUGUUUAGUAUUGAAGUCACGUCCGUUUAUUUCGCCAUUCGCAAUUACUGGCGCGGCUUCUUUUCUGCCGUUUUUGGGGCUCUCAUGUUUCGCUUAUUGGCUUAUUGGCUCGAAACAGAAGAGACUUUGACUGCCAUGUUUCGCACGGAUUUCCGGGUUGACUUUCCUUACGAUCCUCACGAACUAUUCAUUUACGCGCUUAUCGGGGCUUUUGGCGGCUUAUCGGGGGCUCUUUUUGUCCUAUGUCACCGGAAGUAUGUCCUUUUUAUGCGGAAAAACAAAAGAAUCAGCUCAUUCCUUCAAAAGAAUCGUUUUAUCUAUCCGGCCGUGGUUUCGCUUUUCAUCGCAACCUUGUACUUCCCGCCGGGCCUGGGCCAGUUCUUGGUAUCAACCUUGACGACCAGACAACAAAUUAUGAGCUUGUUCUCCAACUUUACCUGGAUGAGUGACGAUUUAACGGCGGAACAGUCUGAAAUUGUUUCUCACUGGACCAAUGAGUAUAGCAACAUUUUUGUAACACUUGGGAUCUACAUGGCUACAACGUUCUUUCUAACGGUUUUGGCCUCUACUCUUCCAGUCCCAUCCGGCAGUCUCAUCCCAAUCUUUAAGAUAGGAGCGGCUUUUGGGCGUAUCAUUGGCGAGGCCAUGCAUCUUUGGUUCCCAGAAGGUAUUCGCAUAGGAUCCGUCAUAUCACCUAUCCUUCCAGGUGGUUACGCCAUUGUAGGGGCAGCGGCUUUUUCCGCCGGAGUGACCCAUUCAAUUUCGAUUUGCGUCGUUGUUUCUGAAAUGACUGGACAAAUUCAGCACAUCAUCCCUGUCCUUGUUGCCGUUCUCGUUUCUAACGCAAUUUCGACUCUACUUCAACCUUCUCUUUAUGAUUCAAUUAUUAUGAUUAAGAAACUGCCUUAUUUGCCCGGCAUCAUCUCAUCCAGCAGUGCUGCUUACGACAUUUUUGUCGAGGAUUUCAUGAAUCGUAACAUCAAGUACAUUUGGAAUGGCAUGACUUACCAGGAAUUGAAAACCGUUAUCAAGGAUAAACCGAAAAUCCGAUCGUUCCCACUUGUCGAUAACCCAAGACAUAUGGUUCUCCUUGGAUCUAUUCAACGAGGAGAGCUGAUUGAACUGGUAAAGCGACACAUUGGACAUGACCGUCGCGUGAAAAUGGCCGCACAGCGGCAAAUAGAAAUUCAGUCGAGGAGUUUCGGACAUAUUAUCCCCAUCAACCUCGAUCCCCCACCAUGCUGUCGUCUGGGUGAAACCGAAGAAUCGUCGUUGACACACGAUCCCGCCAAGCAGCAACAGCAGCAGACUUCGCGAUUCGAAGUUGUGAAAGCGCCGGAUGAUUUGGGAAAUGGCUUAAUAACCGAUACUGCAAUUCAGCGUUCAUCGCAACAUCUCCAGCAACUCCAGCUGAUUACGUUACUGCCGUCACCCGAGCCGCAAACCCCCGUUUCAAUUCAGUCAACUGAAACAGACGAAGAAGCGCAACCGAGAAAAUCUAUUCUGAAAAAGGGAAAUAGAUUUAGUUCGAUUCGGUCAAAAUCAUCUCAACAAACGAUUCAAACUACCCCAAAUUCAACGAUAACUGGGUCAGAAGGAAGCAAAUUCCGUCAAGCCAUCGGUGCUUUCAUCCGGAAAUCGUCGGCUAACGGAGGUAUCUUUAACUUUGCUACUGCCACAUCACCGCCGACUAGUCCUAGCCCAUUCAAAAAUGUCGGUGUAUCGCACAAAUUAAACGAUAUGACGCCCGAGGAGAAGAAAGAAUGGGAAGAAAGCGAAAUGUUGAAACCAGUAGAUUUCCACAAAUGCCACGUCGAUCCAGCUCCCUUUCAGCUGGUUGAACGAACCUCGUUGCUCAAAGUCCACUCCAUGUUCUCAUUGUUGGGCGUCAAUCGCGCUUACGUCACCACAAUUGGUCGACUUAUUGGCAUAGUCUCUCUAUCAGAAGUGAGUGGAAACACACAUGGACUGAGCCAAAAAUAG
Daphnia pulicaria is the source of this 3017-nucleotide messenger RNA. Its product is annotated as chloride channel protein 2-like. NCBI's taxonomy places the organism in Eukaryota, Metazoa, Arthropoda, Branchiopoda, Diplostraca, Daphniidae. The coding region runs from base 261 to 3017 and encodes 918 amino acids. The transcript is spliced from 18 exons. Gene Ontology annotation, cellular component: membrane. The record is from RefSeq and is a predicted model, not a curated record. Gene Ontology annotation, molecular function: voltage-gated chloride channel activity. Gene Ontology annotation, biological process: transmembrane transport; chloride transport.